This is a messenger RNA of Thamnophis elegans (Western terrestrial garter snake), 1236 nucleotides long. It is a transcript of the gene GPR150, whose product is annotated as G protein-coupled receptor 150. The record is from RefSeq and is a predicted model, not a curated record. The coding region runs from base 1 to 1236 and encodes 411 amino acids. The transcript is spliced from 2 exons. Gene Ontology annotation, cellular component: membrane. NCBI's taxonomy places the organism in Eukaryota, Metazoa, Chordata, Lepidosauria, Squamata, Natricidae. Gene Ontology annotation, biological process: G protein-coupled receptor signaling pathway. Gene Ontology annotation, molecular function: peptide binding; G protein-coupled receptor activity.
AUGGCUGAUGCGCUCGAGCCAGACAGCCAAACCCCGGGAGCCAACUUGUCCAGCCUUCAGCAUCCCGCCUGGAACUUAAACCUUUCUUUGCCCUCCCGUUGGGCUUUGCCCGGACAGCCUGCGCAGACCAUCGGGGCGGGCGUGAUCAUGCUGCUGGCGCUGGUGGGCAACUGCCUGUUGUUGUAUCGGCUCCGCUGCGGAGGGUGCUGCUGCGGAGGUCGGUUCAGGAGGCGGCGGAAGAUGGAUUUCCUCCUGGCGCACUUGGCCAUCGCCGAUCUCUACGGCUGCGGGCUGGUGUUGCUCUCCCAGCUGCCUCCAGCAGAGGACGAGCGCGUUGCAGAGCCGGGAGACGCGGGGUGGGCGGCCGGAGACGCCACCUGCCGCUUGCUCCGCUUUCUUCAAGGCUCGGGGCUGCUGGCGCCGUCGCACAUGCUGGUUCUUAUCGCGCUCGAGCGACAGCGCUUAGCCACGGGCCCUCCGCCCCCGCAGGACUCGCUGCCGCCUUUCGUGCUCGCCCGGAGCGCCCUAGCCGCGCUGGGCUGGCUCUUGGCGUUGCUGCUUGCCCUGCCUCAACUCUUCGUUUACAGGCUGGCCCCGUCGCAAGCCGGAAGCCGCUGCCUCAGUAUCUUCCCUCAGCUGCCCCGAUGGCACGGACAGGUCUACGCCGUAUACGAAGCCAUCACGGGCUUCGUAGCUCCCGCCUGCCUCUUGGUCAGGACAUGCAGCCGCAUCGUCGCCACCCUCGGCGCUUCUGGAUCCGAGGAGGAGGAGCCGUCGCACGAGGGUCCCGCGUCGGCGCCCCGAAGCCUGCCCCGCGCCCGAGUUAGGGCGCUGCAGCUGACUUUGGCGCUCGCCGCGCUUUUCGCGCUCUGCGGUUUCCCGCGUUUUAUUUUGGAGUUGGGCUUCGCUUUUGCCUCUCCCGAGGUCGCCACCCACGAAGCCCAGACUACCCUGAGCAGCAUGAUGGCAGCCACCAACAGCGCCGUCAAUCCCUACGUCUGCCUCUUGUUCCACAGUUACCGGCCCUGGGCGCGCCGGCUCCAGCGCAGCCUUUGCCGGUGCCCCGAUGGACAACCCAGACGGCAAGCUCGCCCCCGGCAGCGACUCUCUCCACGGGCGGCCGCGGAUCGUGCUGAACUUUGGCUCUGCCCUUGCCAAACGAAGACGCCUGCCAUCGCAACAGCCAGCCAGCUAGAGAAGGAGGAGAGCCGGGUUGUUGGCGAGAGCAGAUUCUAA